This is a messenger RNA of Meloidogyne enterolobii, 249 nucleotides long. Lineage: Eukaryota; Metazoa; Nematoda; Chromadorea; Rhabditida; Meloidogynidae. The record is from the annotation of a GenBank genome assembly.
AUGGUUCAUUACAAAAGGAUUAAGGGACCUUCUUCGAAAAGGAAGGCGGAACAAUUAUCAAAAGCUUGGUCAGAGAAAUUAAAUAUUUUAAGAGGACGAAAAGAAGAGACUAAAAAAUGGGCACUGAAAAAACCUACAAAGGAAGAUAUAAGUUUACGUAAAGUAAAAGAUCGAACAGUUUUUAAAAAAUGGGCAUCGAAAAAACCAACACAGGAGGAUAUAAAUAGAUUUAAACCCUCUUUGUGGUAA